CACGUCCAUUGCGAUAUUAGUCUUGUCUUUUCCAAUCCGGAAAAGCAAGUGCAGGAUUACGAGGAGGCAGACAAUUCUGCAACAACCACAAAAAUGUUUUCCCGAACGGCGCUCGCAAGAGCCUUCGCACUGCCAUUCGAGCAGUCCGCCCGGCCUCUCACCACCACCUUCGGGUCCUGUCUGCGUCAAGCGUCAACGACGGCCACGACCUCGCAAUCACACCCUGAGCAGCCCUCGGAACCACUAAGCGCAACACCCCGCGCUCAGACCAGCACACCUAGUCAACAAUCACCCAUCUCCACACCGUCGAAUACCAUCCCAACUACCAAACUCCCCGUGGCUCCGACCUUCACCUCCCCGUUAAAAGUGACCAAAUCCCUUCUCGAGAAGUUGCCAUACCUGACGACUCAAAAGCCGCACUACAUCACUGCUCACCUCCACGACAGCCCCUACCUUCUCACUGAAGGUGAUCACCUCCGUCUCCCUUUCUUGAUGCCCAAGGUCAAGCCCGGCGAUGUCAUCCGUUUCAACCGGGCGUCUGUUCUGGGAUCUCGUGAGUUUACGCUGAAGGGGGCACCAUACAUCGAUGAGCGGCUAUUUGAGUGCCGAGUGCGUGUUAUGGGAGUUGAUUCGGAGCCAUUGAGGGUGAAGGAGAAGACGAAGCGGAGACAGCGACAUGUGAGACAGGUGCGCAGCAAGCAUCGGUAUACCCUGCUGAGGGUGAUGGAUGUCAAAGUGAAGACUGCGGAGGAAUUACUGCAGGAGGGUGCUGUUAUUGUCGAGGAUGGGCAGGAGGUGGAAGUCAAGGCAUAAAGCGGAUUCUCCAUUCGCAGGAUACUCGAUAUGAAUAAUGGGGGGAUGGCGAGAGGCAGCGAAAACACUGCGUUUGAGUUGACCACCUCAGGCUACGGCAGGAUGGGUCACGAUGGUCUUUUGGGCUUGUUCUAUAUCUGUUGAUUGGGCAUUGAGGCAACAUGUACAGAUAGAUUUAUUGCACAUUGAAUAGUGCAUUGUACUGUAUUCUAUAUUGCAAUUUGAAUGUUUAACUUGAGCCGAGAAGUGUCGUUGCGAUAGAAGCUAAUCAACAGUAAGUGGUUUGCUAUGCGUUUCUAGCACUUUGUCUCUC
Aspergillus pseudotamarii is the source of this 1126-nucleotide messenger RNA. RefSeq names its product mitochondrial 54S ribosomal protein bL21m. The transcript has a single exon. Gene Ontology annotation, molecular function: structural constituent of ribosome. The record is from RefSeq and is a predicted model, not a curated record. NCBI's taxonomy places the organism in Eukaryota, Fungi, Ascomycota, Eurotiomycetes, Eurotiales, Aspergillaceae. Gene Ontology annotation, cellular component: ribosome; mitochondrial large ribosomal subunit. Bases 94 to 813 code for a protein of 239 amino acids.